Messenger RNA from Pieris macdunnoughi, 381 nucleotides. The record is from the annotation of a GenBank genome assembly. Lineage: Eukaryota; Metazoa; Arthropoda; Insecta; Lepidoptera; Pieridae.
AUGCAUACGAUAUCAAAAGCUUCAGUGGACAGGCUUUACGCGCACUUUGACUCAUGUCAUAAGAGUUCCUACUUUGGUAUUUUCGCCCGUCGCGAACCAGAUAACCUGGACGAGCUGGUGGUCUUCGACAAGGUGGAAGACAAAAGGCCGCGGGACAGAUCGCAAACCCGCUGGUGUGACCAAGUCACGAUUCUCACGGGUCUCUUCCAUAACAGCAGUGCUGAGGGAAGCUACAGACCGAAUAAACUGGAGAGAUAUUACUUGCAGGGUAGCAGGAAGGAUAGCAGCCUUACAGUGAUGAAGAAUACGACUAAGAAGAUGAAUACCUUAAAAACUCUUAAUGCGACAGCCUCCGUAUGUCAAAAUACCAUACAUAUUUGA